CCUAGAAGGUUAAAUUGCAAAUUCGAUUUCUGAGGUGGGGAGAUCGAUAAAACCCCCGUCUCGGUCUUGUGGUUGGUCCCGGUCUUACGGUGAGUCCCAUGCAUGAUGUUCGGAUACAGAUCAUGGAACUUGUUGGGAGGGAUUUUUGUUGGUAGGGAUAUCUGGAUUUGCAUAUGAAAAAAUUGCUGGAACUCCUGAACCUCCUAGUCUCGCCUGUUUCGGAUCUUGGCUUCUCGCUGCUAUCUCUCGAUUCCCUUGGGGAUUGCUCCAACUCUAGUGUUUUCACCUGAUCUCCUGCGAAUUAAGUUAGUCAGAUCUUGGAAUUCAGGUUUUAGAUCGGCGUCUUGGCAAUCUCUGUAUCUGAUUCUCAUUCGUUCAUUGAUUUCUGAAAAAUGCCGUCGGUUUAUGGAGCUCGAUUAACGUCUUUUGACGAUUCAGAGAAGGAGAGCGAGUAUGGAUACGUUCGCAAGGUAUCAGGUCCAGUCGUGGUUGCAGAUGGAAUGGCAGGGGCUGCUAUGUAUGAACUUGUUCGUGUUGGUCAUGACAACCUUAUUGGAGAAAUUAUUAGAUUGGAAGGAGAUUCUGCUACAAUCCAAGUGUAUGAAGAAACAGCUGGGUUGAUGGUGAAUGACCCUGUUCUACGAACACACAAGCCUCUUUCAGUGGAGCUGGGGCCUGGCAUUUUGGGAAACAUUUUUGAUGGUAUUCAGAGGCCUUUGAAAACCAUUGCCAAAAGAUCUGGUGAUGUGUAUAUUCCACGUGGUGUCUCCGUACCAGCUCUGGACAAAGAUGUACUUUGGGAGUUCCAACCAAAAAAAUUAGGUGAGGGAGAUCUUCUAACUGGUGGAGACUUAUAUGCUACUGUCUUUGAGAACAGUUUGAUGCAGCACCAUGUUGCACUUCCUCCUGAUGCUAUGGGAAAGAUCACUUACAUUGCACCAGCUGGUCAAUACUCACUAAAGGAUACUGUUCUGGAGCUUGAAUUUCAAGGUGUAAAAAAGAAGUUUACUAUGCUUCAGACCUGGCCAGUCCGUUCACCACGACCUGUUGCAACUAAACUUGCUGCUGAUACACCUCUUCUGACUGGGCAGCGUGUUCUUGAUGCCCUUUUUCCCUCUGUUCUUGGAGGGACUUGUGCUAUACCUGGAGCAUUUGGUUGUGGAAAAACAGUCAUUAGUCAAGCUCUUUCCAAGUACUCCAAUUCUGACACUGUGGUUUAUGUUGGAUGUGGAGAAAGAGGAAAUGAAAUGGCGGAGGUUCUCAUGGAUUUUCCUCAACUGACAAUGACACUACCUGAUGGCCGUGAAGAAUCUGUCAUGAAACGUACAACACUUGUGGCUAACACUUCUAACAUGCCUGUGGCUGCUCGUGAAGCCUCCAUUUACACAGGCAUCACGAUAGCUGAAUAUUUUAGAGACAUGGGUUAUAAUGUUAGUAUGAUGGCUGAUUCGACAUCACGAUGGGCAGAAGCGUUGCGUGAAAUAUCAGGGCGGCUGGCUGAGAUGCCUGCAGAUAGUGGUUAUCCUGCUUAUUUGGCAGCUCGUUUAGCUUCUUUCUAUGAACGUGCCGGUAAAGUUAAAUGUCUUGGUGGGCCAGAGCGUACAGGUAGUGUUACAAUUGUUGGUGCUGUUUCUCCUCCCGGAGGAGAUUUCUCUGAUCCUGUGACAUCUGCAACCCUCAGCAUCGUCCAGGUCUUUUGGGGUCUGGACAAGAAACUUGCUCAAAGGAAACAUUUCCCAUCUGUGAACUGGCUUAUUUCCUACUCGAAAUACUCCAAGGCCUUGGAGUCUUUCUAUGAGCAAUUUGAUCCAGAUUUUAUUGACAUCAGGACAAAAGCCCGUGAGGUGUUGCAGAGAGAAGAUGAUCUAAAUGAAAUUGUCCAACUUGUUGGGAAAGAUGCUUUAGCAGAAUCAGAUAAGAUUACCCUGGAGACUGCAAAACUUCUGAGGGAGGACUACCUUGCCCAGAAUGCAUUUACUCCAUAUGAUAAAUUCUGUCCAUUCUACAAAUCUGUUUGGAUGAUGCGCAACAUAAUCCAUUUCUAUAAUUUGGCAAAUCAGGCGGUGGAGCGAGCAGCUGGUAUGGAUGGCCAGAAGAUAUCUUACAGCCUUAUCAAACAUCGGAUGGGAGAUCUCUUUUAUCGUUUAGUGUCUCAGAAAUUUGAGGAUCCUGCAGAAGGGGAGGAAGCCCUCGUGUCAAAGUUCAGGAAACUACAUGAGGAUCUGACUGCUGGUUUCCGCAAUCUUGAGGAUGAAACUCGAUGAUCACAUUCUUCUUCUCAGCUUGUAGACCACUCACUUCGGCCAUGCUGAUCCAUAGCUAUGAAACUUGGUCUUUCUCCUUUUCCUUCUCGCUUUGUAGGGCCUAUAUAUCAUAUGAUGUUGGUGGCCUUUUGUUUAUUGCGGCUAUUGUUUUCUCAUUACACCCUCGUGAGUUGUUUGUCAAGAAUAAGUGAGGCUGAACCAGGUAAAUUCAUAUUUAUUUGUAUAUAUCCAUAGAAUAAGAUGCAAUGGAGCUCGCAAUCUCACAAAUUUCUAUU
Molecule: messenger RNA, 2539 nt
Organism: Nelumbo nucifera (sacred lotus)
Lineage: Eukaryota; Viridiplantae; Streptophyta; Magnoliopsida; Proteales; Nelumbonaceae
Product: V-type proton ATPase catalytic subunit A-like
Biological process (GO): ATP metabolic process; proton transmembrane transport
Cellular component (GO): proton-transporting V-type ATPase, V1 domain; plant-type vacuole
Molecular function (GO): ATP hydrolysis activity; ATP binding; proton-transporting ATPase activity, rotational mechanism
Source: RefSeq, a predicted model, not a curated record